Pteropus alecto (black flying fox) is the source of this 2310-nucleotide messenger RNA. RefSeq names its product protein kinase AMP-activated non-catalytic subunit beta 1 (gene PRKAB1). Gene Ontology annotation, biological process: signal transduction. Gene Ontology annotation, molecular function: protein kinase binding. Bases 326 to 1138 code for a protein of 270 amino acids. Gene Ontology annotation, cellular component: cytoplasm; nucleotide-activated protein kinase complex; nucleus. The record is from RefSeq and is a predicted model, not a curated record. Lineage: Eukaryota; Metazoa; Chordata; Mammalia; Chiroptera; Pteropodidae. The transcript is spliced from 8 exons.
ACCCGGUAGGCUCUGCCGUGCGGAAGUGCUGGAAGCGGAAGUUGCUGGGAGGUGGGGGGAGUUGUCGGGAGUAUGUUGGGUUAUCUUCUCGCCUCUUGAGUUCGUGCGGUCGCCGCUAGAACAGGUAAAGCGCGGUUGUGAAAACUCGCCAGUCCUGCUGAGCCAGCUCAAACCGGAUCUCGGCCCGGAACCCUAGCCCAAGCGGUGCGGUACCCCAUGCUCUGACUCUUAGGAUCGUUGUGACCCCCUGAUUCCGGGAGUUCCCCUGUCUCUUCCCUGGAUUGAGGUCCGGUCCGGCUUCCCGGUAUCCCCGCAGACUCCCGCCAUGGGCAACACUAGCAGCGAGCGCGCCGCGCUGGAGCGGCAGAGCGGCCAUAAGACGCCCCGAAGGGACAGCUCGGGGGGCGCUAAGGAUGGGGACAGGCCCAAGAUCCUGAUGGACAGCCCCGAAGACGCCGACCUCUUCCACUCCGAGGACAUCAAGGCUCCAGAGAAGGAGGAAUUCCUGGCCUGGCAGCAGGAUCUGGAAGUGAACGAUAAAGCUCCCGCCCAGGCUCGGCCAACUGUAUUUCGAUGGACGGGGGGCGGAAAGGAAGUGUAUUUAUCUGGGUCCUUCAACAACUGGAGUAAACUUCCCCUCACGAGAAGCCACAAUAACUUCGUUGCCAUCUUGGACCUGCCGGAAGGAGAGCAUCAGUAUAAGUUCUUCGUGGAUGGUCAGUGGACACACGACCCUUCCGAGCCAGUAGUAACCAGCCAGCUUGGCACAGUUAACAACAUCAUUCAAGUGAAGAAAACCGACUUUGAAGUAUUUGACGCAUUAAUGGUGGAUUCCCAAAAGUGCUCCGAUGUGUCUGAACUGUCCAGUUCUCCACCAGGACCCUACCAUCAGGAGCCCUACGUCUCAAAACCAGAAGAGCGGAUUAAAGCGCCACCCAUUCUCCCCCCGCAUCUGCUCCAGGUCAUCCUGAACAAGGACACGGGGAUUUCUUGCGAUCCGGCAUUGCUCCCUGAGCCCAACCACGUCAUGCUGAACCACCUGUAUGCGCUUUCUAUCAAGGAUGGAGUGAUGGUGCUCAGCGCAACCCACCGGUACAAGAAAAAGUAUGUCACCACCUUGUUAUACAAGCCCAUAUGAAGACCUGGGAGCCAGCAGUGGGCGCCAGGGGACAAUUUGCACCACCAGGUUUGUUCCAGGCACAGCAGCUCCUGAAGCUCCUUGGUCUGUAAUGGGCAUCUCAACACGCAGUGACCAAGAAUGCAGUUCGGAAACAGCAGGUGUGCAGCCCCACCGCCGGACCUGAGGACGGGUGCAGCUCGAAAUAUACAUCUGUUGAACUGGUCCUGGAGAUUCUUCUUAAGCCAAAAAUAAACACUAGCCAUCUUGCUAGUAAAAAUCUGGAAAGCAGGGACCGAGGCCACACAAAAGUUCUAAUCGUUAUGUGCAUUUUUAAGGCUAUUGACUCAUCUCUAGUGAGGCGUGGCCGUGGCACCAACUCACACAGUGUUGCUGUUGCCUGUCCUCUGAAAUCAAAGCAAUAUUAUCCCUGUUCUCUGCUCCAGGGAGCUGUCAUUUCUAUAGAAAUUAGAACCUGUCUGAUUUCCAGAUGAAGUUUUACAAUUGUUAUUUACACCUAUGUGCACUAAGUUGUGUCUUUGUUUUUAACCAGAGGCGGCUGACUCUGCAGCCUUAGGGCAAUUUUCUAAUCACCCCAACUAGAACACAGAUCAUGUGAACAAACCGCUCAGCAAUAAUCCGCUCUCAGAGCAGACCGAAAACUGCUGCCGACUUUCCCCAUUAAGUUGGAUGAUCCCGAGGACUGACCACUGUUAGCUGGAAAGUUACCCAGCUUUUUACUCUAAUCGUAAUGAGGUGACAGUGUUAGCAAGAGAACUUUGGAGAAGCACCCUACCCUAGCCUAUGACACCUUGCUCAGGAUCUCUGUCCCUACUUGGCAAAGAAGGAUGUAGCAGUUACUUUGCUUAUUCCAGAGGAACUUGGACUUGACAGCAGCCUACUAAAUUUGUGUCAAGAAGACAUCCUUUGGACCAAAGCAAACCCCUUUGCACUCGGCUUGGCUUCCAGGGAGAUGCCACAGAUGUGCCCGUUAGCACGGGUUCCUGUCCCCGAGUCAGCAGAAGCUGUCAUCAUGCCCCGUGUUCCUGCUGGGACACCGAGGAAUGAGCUCCCUGGUUUCCAGUGCUAAUCUGGUAAACCAGAGUCCGGAUACCCUUUUUUGUUACUGUUUUCAAAACAUUGAAUUACGAUGACGUACAAGUCUCAAUAAAACUUUUGUAAACAUAAUAGGA